This is a messenger RNA of Oreochromis aureus, 1424 nucleotides long. RefSeq lists its product as uncharacterized. Lineage: Eukaryota; Metazoa; Chordata; Actinopteri; Cichliformes; Cichlidae. The transcript has 6 exons. The coding region runs from base 174 to 752 and encodes 192 amino acids. The record is from RefSeq and is a predicted model, not a curated record.
UGGACUCAGCAUCAGCUGGCAGCUGUCCUCUCUUUGUGUUUCCUCACACGUUUGGGCAAUGCUGCAUGGACCUGGGGGACACCUUUUAAUAUUCAUUUUAAGCUUGCGCGAGAAUCUCCUUUGAAUUUCCUCUGCAGACAAAGAAGAAGUGUCUUUUUUUCUUUUUAAGAAAAAUGGAAAAAGAGAGAAAAUCCUCUCAAGUGUGCGGCGCUCUGGAAGAGACGCAGGUGGAUGAAGCGGCGGAGAAAGCAGCAGAUGAUGUCAUUUCCAUGGCCGACUCCACAAUCACCGUCGAGGAUAUUGAAGGAGAGCUGUUCAGAAUCGAACGAAUACGAGACAUUCUCGUGCGGAGAGAGUCAGAGCUGAGAUACAUGAUGGACGACAUCCAGCUCUGCAAAGAAAUCACAAGGCUGAAGCAGGAGUUGCAGAAGCUUGUCUCAAUUCCAGACAAAGACAAGUCCAAAGAGGACAGGGAGAGAGAAGAGAAGCUGCUGCAGCAGAUCAACAAGCUGGUGGAGACCAGAGACUUCCUUGUGGACGACGUAGAGUUUGAAAGGCUGAGGGAGCGAGAGGAAGACAGAGAGAUGGCAGCCUUCUUACAGUCCAAAUUUCCCAAAGCUUUGGCUGCAAAAGGUGCUUCGCAAGAUCGAAAGGUGGCGUCUAAAUCCCAGCAGACCUCAGCGCCGCUUCUCACUAAAACCGGGCUCACGCUGCUGAAAGACUGCUGCGGCUUCACCUGCUCCGUCAUGUGACUCAGAAAACCCAGAAAGUGGGUUCUGCUCAUCUGGACGUUGAGUUUUCAGUGGGAGAAAUGUUUCGUCACACAUCCCAAGUGACGAGACGUUAAUGCAAAAAGUGACAACAGUUGAUGUACGUUUGUUAGUGUGUGUGUGUGUGUGUGUGUGCGUGUGUGUGCACAUAAACAGGCUUCCUCAGUGCUUUCUAGUAUCAGCUGUGUCCUUACAGGAAAGAUUAUAUGUUUGCUGCUGUAAUGUGAAUGACAUGUACUGAAAUAGUUUAUCCGACGUGCUGCUGUGAAAUACCGUGUAUUGCAGCAGGAGAGCUUGCCUCGGUUACAGUACUUAGACUUUAUUGUAGCUGCUCUGACGGUGCCAUUAGCCUUUGAAGAUGUAUUAGAAAGUGGAAAUGUAGAUAUCUCUCUGAGAGCAAACUCUUACCAGUCUCACUUUGGCAUUUGCUGUGGCGGAUUGAUUAAUGUAAUUACAUUGUUAUGACUGUAACUGGGCAUAACUUUUGUUUUUUUAGUAAGAAGUCAUGCAGUAUUUGUUUAAAAAGAAGAUUUAAAAGACGAGUUUCACAUGUGAGAUCUGAUUCGUAGUAAACAACUGUGUCCACUGUUUAGUAAGUUUCAUGUAACUCUUAAUGUAGCAUCUUGGAGUGUUGUAAUAAAGAUUUUUAGUGCU